Mitosporidium daphniae is the source of this 2184-nucleotide messenger RNA. RefSeq lists its product as uncharacterized. Bases 1 to 2184 code for a protein of 727 amino acids. The transcript has a single exon. Gene Ontology annotation, molecular function: ligase activity, forming carbon-nitrogen bonds; ATP binding. Gene Ontology annotation, biological process: tRNA processing. The record is from RefSeq and is a predicted model, not a curated record. NCBI's taxonomy places the organism in Eukaryota, Fungi, Microsporidia.
AUGGCUGUACGGGGAUAUCGGGUGGUAGAGCAUGUGGAGUCAUUUGUCGCGCAAUACUGUUUCACAGGGGCGCGGCGUGAUCCCAUCUCCAUCCAGGAAUAUCAAACAAUGUUUGGGCGUAUGUUAGCAGCAGCAAAGAUCCCUGCCAACUCUCCAAACACGAAAGUGGGCGUAGCACUCUCUGGCGGUCCAGACUCUAUGGCGCUAUUGGGAUUGACAGUGGCAGCUCUUGGGCGUGAGCGUGUUGUCGCUUUAACCGUCACGCAUGGGCCACCAGAAGAUGGUGGCGAGCCCACCUCCAUGAUCCAAGAUCUUGUUCGGCCCUUGGGCGUACAGCAUAUUUUAUUACCUCUAAAUAAUCUUCUACCGCAUGCGAACGCCCAGACAAAGAGUUUGAGCAAAGAUCUCCAAAGUGCCCAUUCCAAAGUGAUUGUCGGCAAGGGAAGCGUACAACAGAGAUGUCGUGAGAUGCGCUAUGCUGCCUUGCGUGACACCGCAUUGAGCUCGGACCUCUCACUGAUAUUGUGCGCUCAUCAUCUCGACGAUGAUCUCUGCACAUAUUUUAUGCGGCUCUCGCGCUAUUCUGGCAUGGAAGGGCUGGCAGGGAUGCGUCCCCUAAGCAUCCUUUCCGGAACACCUGUCACUUCUCGACAACUGAGUUGCCUUGAAGAUCUGGAAGCUUCUGGAGUUCCGCCGUUGAUGUUAGGGCGACCAUUAUUGGGAUUUCCAAAAAUUCGGCUAGUAAGCACAUGCGGCGCAUUGGGUCUUGAUUUUCUGGAGGACCUCUCAAACAGCCAUUUCGAAAAUUCAUUACGCAACUCCGUCAGAGAGGGUAUUCAAACGCUGCUCAAAAGCUCUCCUGUAUCGAUUAGCGACCUUUAUGCCCUUAUGGAAUCUGCCAAGAAACAUCGUGAGGAGCUGCGUCGUCAGUUACGAGCAGCCGCCACAGAAAACCUUUUUGCUGCGACUCGAAAUGGAGAGGGCAGAUCUUGGCCCUGGGUUUCUGGAAACUUUGCGGCCAGUCCCAGUGCCGUGAUAGCACUACCGCUGCAUCAGCGAUGGUGGCGUAAUUCCGGGCUACUAAUGCGAGUGCUUUCUCUGGCUGCGGAAGGUGUUGGAGGCACUCAUUUGGCUUCGUCACAGACGACUUUGCUUGCUUUUUCAGAAGCAAUUGUCGCUUCUGCGCUUAUCCGCACUCGGCAGGCAAAACGUCAGCGGUCCCAACCUACAAUCAUGCCACAGUCAGCACAUCAUGGAAACCGUACUCUUCUUGCAGACUCAAAGACACAGCCAUCUAGUGGCUAUUUUGAGGACUUGCGUAUCUCUCGCACGCAAAAACUUCCGUUUAUCCGUGCGUUUUCGUUCGGGCGAUGUGUAGUCUCUCCUCUUGGUGCUAUCGAAGCUUCAAGGCGUAACUUGGUGCAUGUUGGCGGGCCGCUUCUUGGCAUUACGCCAGCACCACGGAUGCCUGAGCAUCCAAGUGCUGCGAGCAUUUCUCCGGAACGUCGGAUGGUUGACAAUCUGCUCUUGGUGCCUGGAAAUAUAUAUCUCUGGGAUGGAAGGAUUCAAAUUUAUCUCCCCAAUGACCAGCCCACUGUUCAAAUGCCAUUGCAAAUUUUAUCCGAAAGUGUUAUUGAGGAAACGCGGCCGGGUCCUCUUACUGGUAUGCUUGCGCGAGCCGGUGGCCUGCCAGCCAUUCGAGUUAGCCAACGCACCUUUCAGGAACCACAAAUGCUCUGGGUUCUCUCGCCUGCCCUGGGCCCCACUGGCCCAGCAGUGAAAAAAAUAGACAGAACGGAAAGUAUUCUUGACAAUGGCGGUAUACUUUUGACAUCAGCCGCUGCAAAUAGUGCUGCCCAUAAUCCUGCAGACAUCCCGAAAGGUCAAAUUGAUGGCCCGAGGGUUCGCAUCGUGCCAUUGACGCUGGCGGCGCUGCGUUGGUUGGCAGCUGGCGCCUCUCGAAAUGAGCCAGAGAAGCUCUCUCAAAUGGAGGCUAUCCGCCAGUGCCAUACGGCCGAUGCAUUGCUACAACAUCCGCUUGUUAUUGCAAUGGACGGCUCCUGGGCUGCCAUGCCAACAUUAGCACUAACUUUGGGGCAGAUCCCAUGGUCUCCACUAGUUCAUGCUGUUCCCGUAGGUGUAACUCAUGUUAUCAAUCGCCUCUUGCUUCCUUCUAUGCUUUGA